CUUGCCUUUCGGCGGUCGUACGUACAUACGCCAUCAUGACCGACCGCGCAACGCUGCUCAAGCACACGUCCAUGCACAAGGGAUUGACCAACUAUGUGGGCCAGAACAACUGCUUCCUCAACGUGAUCAUUCAGUCGUUGUGGCACCUGGACAGCUUCCGCGUGCUGAUCACGUCCAGCGACCACACCGCCCUGCACUCUGUCCACGACACGUGCCUUCUCUGCGAACUCAAAGAGAUCUUCACGUAUUACGAGUAUGGCGAAGAGAAAACACUUGCACCGGACAACGUGCGCGUGGCGCUCAACGUGCUUAGCAGCCAAACAGAUCGGUUCCGGCUAGGGGCUAUGGCCGACGCCACCGAAACAUUGGACAUGAUCUUGGCGUCGAUGCAUGCGGACCAGGUGCGCCACCACGCCCUCCCCCAUCCCACCCCCACCACGCCACUACCACCUCAACAAUCCUUGUCGUCGUCGAUCGAGAUCAACGACACGGACUGCGACCCCAAGUGCAUUGGCCACGCCUUGUUCGAGUCCAACAUGUUUGACAUGUAUCGGUGCCAAUCGUGCCAGGCCACGUCCGAGCCCGAGAUGUGGAAGGAUACGUUGUAUCGGGUGUACUUUGCCGAAUUGUACCAGUGUGUGGCCAACACCACGACAAGUGCAAAGUCGUUUUUCUUUCGAAGUAGCUCGCCAACCGCAAACCACCCGUCUAACAAGGAGAAUUCGUUUGAAGCGGUGCUUCGCACGUUAUUGAAUGAAGGACCGAGGCGGUCUUGUCCUGAGAACGAGCUCACCAAGUGCCGAGGCAGCUGCCUCGUGGAUCGUUGGCUCAUGAAGUUUCCGAUCGUGUUUGCCGUGAGCAUCGUGUGGCCCGCCACGACCGUCGGCGGCGUGGAGCUCAAAGCGUUUGCCAACAUCAUUCCCCAUCAACUGGACCUGGGCUUGAUCUUUCGACUGGGGGGCGAUGCCGCCGAUUUGCCCAAACCCGAAUCGAUCUACGUCUUUCGAGGCAUGGUGUGCUACUACGGCCAGCACUAUGUGAGUUUCUUCAAGUCUCAGUCCAAAGCCCAUGAGUGGUACCUUUUCGACGACGUUCAAGUGCACAAGAUUGGAUCGUGGGACGAAGUCCGCCGACGCAUCGAACGGGGCUGCUACCAACCCACAAUAUUAUUUUGGGAAAAGAACCAGCUCAAGUUCGAUCAACUUGAAACCCUGGCCCAACACGUGCAUUUGCCCCCGCCCACGUCGCCACGGAGUCCAGCGAAACGGCCACAAGAACAACCUUCGCCUUCUUCGCUAGUUCCCGUGCUUCCCGUGGUAGUCCAUCCCCCUGCCAAACCAUCGCCCCCGAAACCAUCUCGGCCGACGCUGGCGUGCCACGUGUUUACGACAAAUGUUGCCCCCAGGUCCCCUACCCUCUUGCCCGAUCAAGCAGCGUCAUUGGAUGCCCUGGACACCCUCGAUGAAAUUGACAUUGGGUUGCAGAGUUCUUCUAAAAGUGGCACGCGUCUAUCGUUCACAGCCCCCCUGCCUUCCCUGCAUCGCACGCCAACCUCCCCAUUGGCAUCGCAUCCGUCGUGGGAAGUCCUGCGCGCCCCCGUCGCUUCGUCCCCCGAUGGAAAGUGUCGGUAUAUCGUCCGCCUCACCGCGCAAGAUGGCGGUCUAGGGCUCGUCGUGGGGGACGACAUCUCGAGCCUUGAGCCCCCCAGCGAAUCGUCAUCAGAUCCCCAUCCCCCUCGCCGCCUCAUGAUCACAGCGCUAGAAACAUCAAACUCGAAGCGGCCGCUCCUGCCAGCGGUCGCGUGCGGAGUCAUAUGUGUGGGGGACCAGCUGCUUCAAAUGGACGGGGAGGUGGUCGAGGACGAGUCGUGGACAGCGUGGACGGCCAUGGAGCGCCUCGUCACAGCUUCUGGCCCUGUCACAUUGACGUUUGCGCGAGCUGUUCCGUGGAGCUGUUCGCACUGCACGCUGAUCAACGACGUCGGCGCCACCACAUGCGCCGCAUGCGAUCGGCCACACUUGCAACUGCCGUCGAGUGGAGCGGCAUCGUCGGUAGCUCCAAAUGAGGCAAGUCAGAAGCAACAACACACGCCAGCGGCGGCAGCUACCGCCGAUGUAUUCGUAUAACACGACGUGAUAAAAAAGACACUGUGCAAUCACAC
This is a messenger RNA of Aphanomyces astaci, 2161 nucleotides long. RefSeq lists its product as hypothetical. Gene Ontology annotation, biological process: protein deubiquitination. Bases 36 to 2126 code for a protein of 696 amino acids. Gene Ontology annotation, molecular function: cysteine-type deubiquitinase activity; protein binding. The record is from RefSeq and is a predicted model, not a curated record. The transcript is spliced from 4 exons. Lineage: Eukaryota; Oomycota; Saprolegniomycetes; Saprolegniales; Verrucalvaceae.